AUGGGGGUCCCUGCCUCAACAGAUUUUCCAAGCCAGCCUUUCCUGGGGAAGCCCGAAUACAAUAUGAUAUCCCAGACUUCACAGAGGAAACAGCAGCGCCCUCUAUCUUUGUCCAAGCGGAAGCCUGGUUUAAGCUCUGCACUCCCUAUAAGAAUGACCAGCUGCAUAUUCCCGAGGCCUGUCACUAAAAUUAGUUCCAAUCCAGGAAAUGUUAUCAGACGCAGGCGUUCAGAGGAGAACUUGGAGAAGCCGAAGCAGUUGUGUUGGCACAGGAGACUGGAGGAGCUCCAGGCAUACAGCAGUGCAGGAGAACCUUUAAGUACCCUGGAAUUCCCAAAUGCCUUAGAAUUAAUUGUACCAGGUGGUCUCGCUCAGCCCCUGGGUCCUGCUGUUGAUGGAAAUCUUCACAUCAGUUCCAAGCCCUCUCCUGGCAAUUCCAUAGAUUGGGUAGGCCAAGGUCAUCAUGGUCUCUCAGAGCCCCUUGGCAGACAACAGGUAACUUAUAAUGAUGUCAGGAAGCAGGCACGGAGAGUGAAGCAAGCAAGGGAGAGACUGGCUAAGGCCUUGAAGGCAGACAGGCUGGCACGGGAAGCAGAGCAAAAGACAGGCCCAGAAGAAAAAUCCUGA
This is a messenger RNA of Choloepus didactylus (southern two-toed sloth), 627 nucleotides long. RefSeq names its product putative methyl-CpG-binding domain protein 3-like 5. The record is from RefSeq and is a predicted model, not a curated record. The transcript is spliced from 2 exons. Bases 1 to 627 code for a protein of 208 amino acids. NCBI's taxonomy places the organism in Eukaryota, Metazoa, Chordata, Mammalia, Pilosa, Megalonychidae.